Acanthamoeba castellanii str. Neff is the source of this 549-nucleotide messenger RNA. RefSeq lists its product as uncharacterized. Lineage: Eukaryota; Discosea; Longamoebia; Acanthamoebidae. The coding region runs from base 1 to 549 and encodes 182 amino acids. The transcript is spliced from 2 exons. The record is from RefSeq and is a predicted model, not a curated record.
AUGAAACCGACCAAGCAUCACCAGCCCCGGUCUUCGCUGCCACCAUCGAAACCACCACCGGUGGUGUCCACCGGAGAGCAAAGCGGGGCCAUCGACGCCCACAGUAACGCGCUGCUCGCGGAGGCCUUGAACGGGCUGGUCAAGCGGGUGCGCCAGCUCGAGCACGACAACGCCCGCCUGAAGAAGCGCCAGCGCAAGCACCGCGAGGCCCUGCGCGAUCUACGAUCGGGGAGUAAACAGGCAUCUGAUCGCUGUAGGCCGCAGCCGUCGCCCGUGGUCGUCGAUCAUGUGGUGCUCCAACACUUUCCGUUCCUGUGGGACUACGACCUGCGCGGCAGACCCUUCGUCGGUGCCGACCCUAGGAAGCCGACGCUUGUGUGCUCGUUCGCCGGACCGCUGCAAGCUCGGCCGAUGUUCGUCAACCCGCAGCUGUGCCAUCUGCUGGGCCAUUCGCAGGAGGAUUUGCUGUUCUGCGACCCGCGCAUGUACGUCAUCCUCGUGCCCGACAAGACCUGGCAGCUCCACCGCCUUCUCUUCGGCACCGGGUAG